Funneliformis mosseae is the source of this 1431-nucleotide messenger RNA. NCBI's taxonomy places the organism in Eukaryota, Fungi, Glomeromycota, Glomeromycetes, Glomerales, Glomeraceae. The record is from the annotation of a GenBank genome assembly.
AUGAGCGGUUCAAGUACAACGACUCUUACGGUUCUAUCCCUAAAUUGCUGGGGUUUGAGAUUUAUUUCCAAGAAAGUCGAUCAACGUAUGGAAGCUAUUGCGGACAAUUUGGCUCAUUCCGACUACGAGAUCGUUUGUUUGCAAGAAGUUUGGGUAUAUCGUAAUUUUGAAGCCAUUAAACAGAAAACAAAAAAACGUUUCCCCUAUUCAAGGUUUUAUAGCAGUGGUGUAUUUGGCACAGGUCUUGUCAUCCUUUCAAGAUAUCCGAUAGUCGAAAUAUCCUUUCAUAGAUAUCGUUUGAACGGUCGUCCCAUUAAAUUUACUCAUGGGGAUUGGUAUGUUGGUAAAGGUGUGGCCAGCGCUGUUGUUGACCAUCCCGUGGCUGGAUUGAUUGAAGUUUUUAAUACCCACACUCACGCUGGAUACGGUUCAAAGAAGGAUGAUAUAUAUUUGGCCCAUCGAGUUUCACAAGGUUGGGAGAUGUCUUCCUUAUUAAAGGCUUCAGCUUCGAGGGGUCGUAACGUAAUCGCCAUUGGUGAUUUCAACAGUCAUCCGGAAUCUUUGGUACAUAAAUUAAUCACCACACAUGGUCAAAUGACAGAUGCUUGGCAAUCUCAGGUUCCAUCAUCUCCAUCGAGCGCGUCCUCCACUUCAAUCCAUCAACAAACAUCGGUUCCGUUCGAUCCACAGCAUUCCAUCAUUCAAAAAGGUUACACCAGCAAUUCCCCACUAAACACUUGGUCAAAGAUUACCAUCAAACAGGCUGAACGAGAUCUUUACGCGGGUCAACGUAUCGAUUUCAUCUUUUAUCGUAAAACUUCACGAUUUUGGUGUAGCGGUUCUCGUGUCGUCUUUACAGAUAAAAUACCUGAACUUGCUGUCAGUUAUUCGGAUCAUUUCGGAGUGGAAGCUACCUUUACACUUGUUGGACGAGACAAGAAUGCUGUAAUCCCACUUUCGGUAUGGGAACAAGGUCAAUAUGAGCAUUUACAUGAACUAGAUACUCGUACUCUUAAAACUGUUGAAGAUAUGUUCAAAAAAGAUUUAAGUAGAUCACAAACAUCUUCACGUAUACAACUAUUUUUCUUUUACCUUUCUUUAAUCGUGAUCAUUGGUUUGUUCGCUUUUGAAGUAUUACUUGCUUCAAGUGUCACUUUCUCACAAUUUUGGAUUAACAUAAUUAUUGUAAUGAUUAUUGGUCCGAUCGCGUCUCUUGGUACUGUAAUGGGAUUACAUGGGUUCCUUUUCGGUAAUGAAGAGCAAAGUACGUUACAACAAUUUAUUGAAGAAGUUCAGUCUUAUGCUGAAGGAAAAAAAGUUCUUGAGAGUCGUGCGAGCAGUAUUGGAUUGCUUGAUGAAAAUGAAAGUAGUCAAAGAUCUUCGGCGGCUGCUGAUGCGACUCAUCAAGUUGAAAUCGGUUUUAAAUCAUAA